Molecule: messenger RNA, 2248 nt
Organism: Haliotis rubra (blacklip abalone)
Lineage: Eukaryota; Metazoa; Mollusca; Gastropoda; Lepetellida; Haliotidae
Product: sushi, von Willebrand factor type A, EGF and pentraxin domain-containing protein 1-like
Exons: 14
Coding region: 536-2122 (528 amino acids)
Biological process (GO): signal transduction
Cellular component (GO): cell surface
Molecular function (GO): protein binding
Source: RefSeq, a predicted model, not a curated record
GUGCUGCCGGGUGUGUAGCUGCCAACACGACUGUCAUCGAACAUGUUGUUCAGACUUGCCUGUCUAUUCCUUUCAUUUGGAUUAAUUGUGGACACCGAAGGAACGCAACGCCAUGUCAGUUUACAGAAACGUCGAACUGGACCCUGCCAUACGCCUAGUCACGUGACAAAUGGUUGGAUGAGUUGCAGUGCAACGACCUACACACCUGGGACCAUGUGCUGGGUGAACUGUGACCCAGGAUACCAAUCAUUACAAUACCUCAUUAAAUGCCAGGAAGGCAGAUACGGCGUCACCGAAUCGUCAUGGUCAGGCAGAUUUGGUUGCGAAGUUGCAAAUUGUACAUCUGCGCCCACUACACCCAAUGGAAGAUUUGACUGUCCUUCAUACAUUCCCAUUGGUGCCUCCUGCAACCUGACCUGCAACCACGGAUUCAAACCUGCAUACUCAAACCAACUCUACUGUGAUCGGGGAGGUAGAUGGAGCUACGACGCUCACUGUGUAGAAGUCAAAUGUCCAGCACCACCUACCGUGAACAAUGGCGUCCUUCAAGUGCAGGAGCAGCACACCUUCUAAUUAUAAGCUGGACGAUGUGUGUGAAGUUACCUGUAACCCUGGCUACAGAUUGAAUUCUGCUUCUGAGAUCAAGUGUUUGGACAACGAUACCUGGUCUGCUGCAGCUUGUGUUGAACACGUGUGUCCCCCUCCUCCCUCUGUGUCUCAUGGUCGCUACAACUGCACUGAUGCCACCAAAGUUAUUGGCACCGUCUGUGGUCUCCUGUGUGACAGUGGAUACAAACCGGGGACUGGGGUGACGGCGGUGACGUGCUUGGAUGAUGAAACGUGGACAACGCCGUCGUCGUGCAUAGAGAAGAAGUGCCACGCCCCCCAACAUGUGGACAACGGAUACCUCAACUGUAGCGCACCCUCAGUCAGGACGGGCACUUCCUGUAACUUGUCUUGUGAGUCCGGGUUCGGGCCAAGCUUUGGUGUCAGAGAACGGCUGUGUCAAUCGGAUGAGACGUGGUCGGAAUCGGUCACAUGUGUUGACACAUCGCCUCCGAACUUCAUUAACUGCCCCUCUAGCCAGUCUCACAUCCUAAGGCCAAACCAAACAACCAUCAACAUCACGUGGACAGAGGUCAAGGCCAUAGACUCUCCAAAUGGUGACUUCCUGAACGUGACCUUGACAUCGAACCUGCAACCCGGAAGAGCUUAUCCCGCAGGGAACUACACUGUACAUUACGAGACCAUGGAUAAGUCAGGAAACAAGGCACAUCCCUGCUACUUCACCGUGUCAAUAUGGACUUGUCCGCAAGGUUCCUACCUUGAUGUGUCAAAGAACAAAUGUGCUCUGUGUCCUAUUGGAACAUACCAGGAACAGAAAGGACGCGUGGCAUGUGUUCCGUGUCCAACCAGCUUCACGACGGCUUCUGAGGGGUCAGAUUCCUCGUCAAACUGUACAGGUUGCCCAAAAGGGUCCUAUCGUGAUGUGUCAAAGAUGAAAUGUGUUCUGUGUCCUACUGGAACAUACCAGGACCAAGAAGGAAGUCUGCAAUGUGUCCCGUGUCUGCAUGGCUUCACGACAGUCUCGGACGGAUCCAACUCCUCAUCCAGCUGCAGUGGUCCCUGUGGUCCUGGCAGCUUCUCUUCCGAUGGCCUUGAACCCUGCGCCUUGUGCCCCAUAGGAACAUACCAGACUCAGUCAGGAUCUAAACAGUGUGACGCUUGUCCUGCGGGGAGGAGGACGAAGAUGCCUGGGGGCAACAGACUUGGAGACUGCACAUGUCCCAGAGGGUAUUACCUGAUGGACUUCUUGCUCUUGACGAAAUGCGUGGCUUGUCCUAAAGGAACCUACCAAGAUCAUGAAGACAGUAACAAGUGCAUGUAUUGUCCGUGGGGUUUCUCCACUUCGACCAAUGGUGCUGUCUCCAAGACGGACUGCAGAGCUCCGUGUCAGCCCGGAACGUCUUCAUCUGAUGGUCUUCAACCGUGUACUCCAUGUCCAAGAGGGUCGUAUCAAAGCUCACCGGAACAAUUAGACUGUGACCUUUGCUCUAAAGGUUCCACGACCAACGCCACAGGUGCUCUUGAUUCAACUGACUGCACAGUGGCUGGUGUCUGAACACAAAAUGGAAUACAGAAUUAUUUGUAUACAAUGUGGCGUUGGUCAUUCACGUUGCCCGAGCCGACUGCUUUUUUAAUGCAACAUGUGCCUCGUGUUCAGUGAAAUACAGAUCAACUAUAUUCA